Messenger RNA from Porites evermanni, 774 nucleotides. The record is from the annotation of a GenBank genome assembly. Lineage: Eukaryota; Metazoa; Cnidaria; Anthozoa; Scleractinia; Poritidae.
AUGAGAAUGGCAGACAAACAAGUCCUGAAAACCAUUGAAUUAUUGGGAAUGCUACCCAACCUUCAACAAGGGAACGUCAUCAGAAAGGAAGGAGACAACCUUAUUUACUUGAACAGAGCGGUGGAAACGUGGAUUGACUCGAAAGAUUUUCAACCAGACGAAACUAAGGUAGUAGGAAUAGAAGAAUUGUUAGAUCUCAAUAACGGGGUCCUGUUCCAGUCACUGAACGAACAGAUUGAAAGUAAUCACUAUAACAUCUUAAGUGAUCUGGCAGCAGCAUCGUUUAACGGGACUCAUAAUGAUAAUGAGGACGAAGGCACUUUUCACGUGGAGGACGACGACGACGACAGCCUUCGAAACUGUGGUUUGUAUGGCAAAGGCAAGUGUUUGUAUUUAACGAAAAAUUACCGUCGACCGAAAGAAACAUCUUGGAUAGGGUGUGAAUUCCCCAAUUGCAAUGACUGGUACCAUGAGGCAUGCCUAGGUCUCCAGUUAAGUGCAAGAGACAAGGAUUCCUACACUUUUGUCUGUAACAAACAUUCAGAAGCAACAGGACAAUUCCACACCAAAGUUAAAGCGAGCGCCUCGGACCCCGAUAGUCUCUUGGAAAGAGACUGCAAUGCUCCGAAGCUCUUACCAAAAGGACGUAAAACAGGAAAAAAUUCCUCGAAACCUGACAGAGAUUACUCUCGGUUACCUUCAUAUGUCGAAUUCGAAGGAAGUUUUUUUUCACAUUGCCGAAUUUGUAUCUUUACAAGAAGGAAAGGUCUAUAG